Messenger RNA from Chaetomium globosum CBS 148.51, 1122 nucleotides. RefSeq lists its product as uncharacterized. The coding region runs from base 1 to 1122 and encodes 373 amino acids. The transcript has 5 exons. The record is from RefSeq and is a predicted model, not a curated record. Gene Ontology annotation, molecular function: carboxylic ester hydrolase activity. Lineage: Eukaryota; Fungi; Ascomycota; Sordariomycetes; Sordariales; Chaetomiaceae.
AUGUCUCUUGGUGGUCGUGAGUGGACAUCCGUUAAAGCAAGGAAACAAUCCAAGGAGCUAACAAUCAUCAGAGCCCCCGGCAUCAAGUUCGGCUACACCGGACAGACGGUCGCCGUCUCAUUCGGGAACCUAACCGACAACGGCGUCCUGGUCGGCUACCGUAUCGGAGGGCUCGACUGGACCUUCACCAACAUUACCGCCGGAGCUACUCACCUGCUGGUGAGCCCGGAAACCCCAGGCUCAGGCGAGACCGGUCCCGUCAACCCCUGGACUUUUGAGAUGCGGGUGACGAACUGGGCAUACGGCGUGCAAAUUGAUGCCGUCCAUGUGGCUGCUGGAGAAAAGCUGAUCAAGAUUCCCGACUUCGGCCGUCGGAUCGAGGUGAUUGGCGAUAGUCUUGCCUCCGGCAUGUACACGACCUACGAGGGCUUGUCAAGCUGGGGCUAUGGCCUCGGGGCCGGUCUGGGCGACACGGAGUUUGCGGUGACCGCUUAUCCCGGAAUCUGUGCGGCCGACCAGGACUGCUGGGGCAACCCUAAGGGACAGGUUCAUCAGUGGUUUUACACCGCCGACACAAGUUAUCGCGCCUCUGUGAUUCAUGGUGACGACCCGGAACCGUGGGACUUCAAGAAGCACCCGGCCGCUGAUAUUGUGGUCAUCAACAUUGGCACAAAUGACCACAACCAGGCAAACAACGUCUCAACCGAAGCCUACAUUGAUGCCUUGACCAAGAUCAUCCAGGGCGUCCACGGAAAGUAUCCAAAGGCCCAAGUAAUUGUCAUGUCCCUCUGGCUAGGAUUCUACCAGUCCGGCAACACAUACCUUCCCAACGCUCCCGACGGCUGGGUCAAGGAAAUCUACCAGCUGAUCAAGUGGUUCAACUCAGACGCCUACCUCCGCAACCCCACCAUCUACGACGGCGUCACCAAGAAGACGUCCAAGACAGGGAAGAAGGCAAAGCCCUUCGUCCACUACUUCAACACGACGGGCAUCAUGCAGCACAACGACAUCGGGCCGCAGUGGCACCCUACCGACGUGGGCGCCAUCAAGGUGGCCAGCCAUCUCCAGCAGUUUAUCCGGAUCAGGUUUGACUGGGACUUUUACGCUACGGGGCCAGAGUGA